Sodiomyces alkalinus F11 is the source of this 1659-nucleotide messenger RNA. RefSeq lists its product as hypothetical. Gene Ontology annotation, molecular function: palmitoyl-(protein) hydrolase activity. Lineage: Eukaryota; Fungi; Ascomycota; Sordariomycetes; Glomerellales; Plectosphaerellaceae. The record is from RefSeq and is a predicted model, not a curated record. Bases 349 to 1659 code for a protein of 436 amino acids. Gene Ontology annotation, cellular component: membrane. The transcript has 2 exons.
UCACAUCGUCAUCUAGAAAUCUCAAUUGAUCAGGUCGGCUCUCGUUGGGCUGGAAUUCAAUUGACCACUUCCCAUUGCAGCAUUCGAGCCCAUCGCGCCUGCUACAUUGCAUGACAUGACAUUUGCAUACGACAGUCGUCUCGAUCCGCUCAGAGUCCAGUCGCGGAUGGACACUUAGACCCUGUCCGUCAUGGUUCGCUCCCAGGCACGGCGAACAGAGCUUCCACGGCCGUAAUUCAAGUCGUCCGCCACGACCAUCACUCGCAUGCCCAACCAUUAAACCGCCAUUUAACUUGUCUUGCGCCGGUUGUGGCGUUCACGGAGCAGCAGGUGUCGACUGGCGGCAGAAUGGUGUCCAUGUCGCGCAUCACGACUCGACCUGCAUCCUUUCCUCAGACUCUCCACACCAUCUUCCGCACAAACGCAAGCCCACUUCUUAUUUCCCGAGUUGUUCCCUCUUCAUACAUCCUCAUCGGCAAUCCGUACUCGUUCAAGUCUCUAUCCAAUGUCGCCGUCCCACGGAGACCCUGCGCCAGGGGCCCCGGCAGCAGGCCACGGUUGGCUGGCCUCCCCCUGAUGUCCAGGCGUGACCUGCACUCUCAGAUGUUCUGGCUUCCCCCGCUUAUGUUCGUCGGGCUACUGGGUGCACUCUGGAUUUGGAAGUGCGCCAUGAUGAUCGUUUUCCAGAACAAGAUUAUCUACAUGCCGGGCCUGCCGCCCAACGCUCGUCGCGAGCGCAUCCAGGACUAUGCCCGGGAAUGCGGGGGUGUCGUGUGGGAGGAGCGGAGAACCCGUGCUGCCGACGGAACCGACCUGGCACUCUGCGUCGCCAGCGUGGAAUCCACCGGUCCCAAGACCUCCACGUCGCCGGGGGCGUCUGCAUCUGGAAUUAUUCCCGUCUACAUUCUCUACUUUCAGGGAAAUGCCUCUUCCAUACCUCCUCGCUUACAGGACCUCUCUGCUGUCCUGAGAACCCUGCAGAGAGGGAAACAGCGCGCGCGCUAUACUAUGAUUUGUCUCAGCUAUCGGGGCUACUGGACCUCUCGGGGCCGUCCCUCCGAAAGGGGAAUCAACCUUGAUGCUCAGGCUGGUCUCGAGUACGUCACGCGGUUACACGAUGAACAGGAGCAACAACAAUCCGCCGAUAACGGGCCGAACCCACGGCCAGUGCUGAUCUUCUGGGGCCAGAGUAUCGGGUCCGGAGUAGCCACCAAUCUGGCUGCUGCGUGGGAGGACUUCCCUCGCACAAUCAGACUCGACGGCUUGGUCCUCGAAACGGCGUUCACGUCCGUCAAGGACAUGCUAGGGGCACUGUAUCCCUCCAAGUGGACUCCGUACCGCUACUUGUGGCCGUUCCUCCGGAACCAUCUCGACUCUCUAGCCAAUCUAGAUCAGAUCGCGCGGCUGAGGAGUGAUGACGGUGGACCGCCGCAUAUUACUUUGGUCGUGGCUGGACAGGACGAGCUGGUGCCGGCGGACCACGGUGCUCGACUGGAACAGCGUGGCCGGGAGCUGGGCCUGACGGUGGAACGGAAGAUUAUUCGUGGGACGUUUCACAACGAUGUCAUGUUCAGGGGAGAAGGUCGUAAGGCUGUCGCUGACUCGAUCGAGAAAGUGGUGGUGGCAACGUCACGGGAUGGUACGAAUAAUGGCUCAUGA